This is a messenger RNA of Lobosporangium transversale, 684 nucleotides long. RefSeq names its product Alpha/Beta hydrolase protein. Gene Ontology annotation, biological process: lipid catabolic process. Gene Ontology annotation, molecular function: hydrolase activity. NCBI's taxonomy places the organism in Eukaryota, Fungi, Mortierellomycota, Mortierellomycetes, Mortierellales, Mortierellaceae. The record is from RefSeq and is a predicted model, not a curated record. The coding region runs from base 1 to 684 and encodes 227 amino acids. The transcript has a single exon.
AUGAAGUUUUUUACUCCCUCUGUCGUUAGUUUCGCCGCUACCCUGCUUUUCUCUCUUUCAGCUAUUAAGGUCCAUUCCCUUCCAACUGGUCCUACACUUGAAAAGCAUGCGAUCGAAGGCUUGAAUAAUUAUAACUGCAAACUGACUCCUGCUCAUCCUCGCCCUGUGAUCUUGCUUCAUGGGACUGGACUAAACGUCUAUUCCUGGAGCCUUUUUGCACCUGAAAUGGCCAAGCGCGGUUAUUGCGUCUUUGCCUUGACUUACGGCAGAUACAUAAGAUUCUCUGGCUUAGGAGGUAUGGCCCCGAUCGAGGAUUCUGCCCGAGAGAUUGGAGCUUUCGCAGAUGAAGUUAUGCGCAAGAUGAAUGUGUCUCAAGUUGACAUUGUUGGGCAUUCACAAGGCGGUAUUUUGACAAGGUACUGGAUUAAGUACUUGGAUGGAGCUGGUAAGGUCUACAGGCAUGUCGGAGUCGUCUCCAGCCACCAUGGUACAACUCUGUAUGGGAUCGCAACGCUGGGUACGGCUCUCGGGUUGUCCUAUCUGCUCCAGGUUUUCGCUGACUUGUUCGCGCCAUCACUUUUUCAGCAGGUUAUGAACUCCACUUUUAUUCAGAAGCUGAAUGCUGGAGGCGACACUUCCCCUGGCGUUAUUGAAUCUAACAUCGCUACCAAAUAUGUCUUUUAG